Penicillium hordei is the source of this 1710-nucleotide messenger RNA. RefSeq names its product putative tannase. The transcript is spliced from 3 exons. The coding region runs from base 1 to 1710 and encodes 569 amino acids. The record is from RefSeq and is a predicted model, not a curated record. NCBI's taxonomy places the organism in Eukaryota, Fungi, Ascomycota, Eurotiomycetes, Eurotiales, Aspergillaceae.
AUGCGGUAUUCUCUAUGGGCCUAUACGCUUGUGCUGGCCUCUGCUGCUGCCACAACAACGUCACUGAGUGACAUAUGCACCACCGCAUAUGCGAAGAAGGCGCUGCCAGUAGAUGCCAUUCAAGGAGUUACUGUUGAUCCCUCUUCAAUUUCCACAAGUCUUGUCACCAAUUUCACCGCUACCAACAUCUUCUAUCUUACCUCCACCUUCGACUACUGUAAUGUGACUUUCGCAUACUCUCAUGAUGGCAUUGACGGGGAUAUUGUUCAUGUGCAAUACUGGCUUCCAGCCCCAGGGCACUUUAAGAAGAGAUAUGUGUCAACAGGUGGAGGUGGUUGGGCUAUCAACUCGGGGUCCUCAUCGAUCCCUACUGGUGUUAUCGUUGGCGGUGUUGGAGGUUUGACCGAUGGAGGGUUUGGAAGCUUUACCACCCAAUUUAGUUCCGUUGCUCUCUUGGAAAAUGGAACUAUCAAUUGGCAAGCGACAUACAUGUUUGGCUACCAAGCCCAACACGAGCUCGCUGUUUUGGGCAAAGAACUAACAAGAAAUAUUUACAACGUACCAUCCAGCGAAAAGAUUUACUCCUACUAUCAGGGCUGUUCUGAGGGAGGCCGCGAGGGUUGGAGCCAGGUGCAACGGUUCCCCAAUCAGUUCGACGGUGUAGUCGCCGGUGCUCCAGCAUUCCGAUGGGCACAGCAGCAAACCAACCAUCUGACUGGCAACGUCAUCCAGAAAACCUUUGACUACUACUCGCCCAGUUGCGAGCUCGAGAAGAUUAUGAACAUGACCGUCGCAAGCUGUGAUCCCCUGGAUGGUAAGACUGACGGUAUUGUAUCACGAUCCGAUUUGUGUUUGAAGAAUCUAAACUGGGAUUCCAUCCUGGACGCUUCUUACUCCUGCCCUGCCGUUAGUGGUUCCUCGUACGCGGGCGCCACACCUGCACAGACAGGCAAGGUAUCUGCCAAAGCCAUCGAAGUCGUCAAGGCCUUUUGGAAUGGUCUUCACGACUCCGACGGCAAGCGAGUUUACUUCAACUACCAGCCUGGCUCGACUUUCGAAGAUCUUCAAAGCGCAUAUGAUUCGUCCACCGACAGCUGGGAGCUUGACAUAAGUGGUCUCGGUGGCAUGUGGAUUGGCUUGUUCAUUGAUCUUCUGCAGGAGACCAACAUUCCUAGCUUGGACGGCGUGACCUACGAUACCCUGAAGGAAUGGAUGAUACUUUCCCAAAACAAGUACGGAGAUAUCUUCCAGACAACGUACCCAGACUUGUCAGACUUCCAAGCCGCCGGUGGAAAGGUUAUCCACGUCCACGGAGAACAAGACGACUCAAUCCCUACUGCUUCUUCAGUCCGUUACUGGGAUUCAGUCAGGGAAAUUAUGUUCCCCGAUAAGUCAUACAGUGCAGGUGCGGCCGCUGUCGAUGAUUUCUAUCGACUGUUCCUCAUUCCUGGCGUGGGACAUUGUGGCACCAACGAGUACCAACCCAGUGCGCCAUGGCCACAGACCACUCUACAUACUCUUAUUGAAUGGGUUGAGAAUGGCAAAGCACCGGCGACACUUGCCGGGUCUGGUGAGAUCGAAACAAUCUGUCGUUGGCCUCUUCGCCCAUUUUGGACUGCGAAUGGGAAGAAGUUCCAAUGUGUUUAUGACCAGGAAUCGAUUGAUAGCUUUAGUUACGAUUUGGAUGCGUACAAGCUUCCUGUGUACUAG